Durio zibethinus is the source of this 3545-nucleotide messenger RNA. The record is from RefSeq and is a predicted model, not a curated record. Lineage: Eukaryota; Viridiplantae; Streptophyta; Magnoliopsida; Malvales; Malvaceae.
AUUUCUUUCUUUCUUUUUUUAUCUUUUUAUUUUUCGUUUUUUUUUCUUUUGGCUCUGUUUGGUUGCUGAGAAAACAAAUAAGGACGUUCGAUUUAUUCUUCUGCUUCGUUCAGUUUCGCAUCCUUCAUUUCGUUAGUAAAAGAUUUCGAGUUUUCGAGUUUCCUUUUUUCUUUUCUCGAGUUUAUCUCAUUCACAAACGGAUAGAGCAUCAUUAGAAAUCUCUAAAAUUUGCCAUACUCAAUGAUUUUAACGUAGCUUUUGAUUUUUUUUUGUUUCUUUCUUUUAAUCCUCAUCAGUAUAAAUCAUUAAAAGAGUUCCUUUGUUAAUUAUUUCAGUUACAACUGCAAAACUAUUUUAAUUCACUGACGAUGAAAAAGUUGCUUUUGGAUAAUUGAUUCAGUUUUUGUUUUUUAAUCAGUAAUAACCAAGAACCACAAACUUAAAUAAUUGACUCAGCUUUUGUUGUUUACUCAGUAAUUACUAACAACCACAAACUCAUAAUUUCGCUGACCAAGUCAAUUAUGGUGGCGUUGGAUACAGUGAUAAUUCAAUUCUAUUAUAUGUACAGUAAAUGCAAUUUCUAUUUAUCAAUUAUUAAUAGUGGAAGCCAGCUUAUAUUUGGUUUAAUGAUAAGCAUUAAGUUUUUAAAUGUUUGGGAAAAUUAAUUAAAAUGAGACUUUUAGUUUCAUGAAUCUGCUGCUAAAUUGCACCUGGUCCUAAUCUUUUCUUAAGAGUCAGUGACGUAUUUAGAUUUUAUAUGUGAGAGAUGGUUGCCUUUGGGAAGAAGUUAAAGGAAAGACAAAUUCAGGAAUGGCAACGCUUUUACAUAAACUACAAAUUAAUGAAGAAGAAAGUCAAACAGUAUGCUCAUCAAAUUGAAGUUGGGACACAAGAUCGCCGACAUGUUCUCAAGGAUUUCUCAAGAAUGCUGGAUAAUCAGAUUGAGAAGAUUGUCCUUUUUCUGUUGGAGAAACAAGGCCAACUUGCAAGCAGGUUAACAAAGCUUAGAGAACAGCAUGAUGCACUUGAUGAGCAGCCAGAAAUAUCCCAAAUAACUGAACUAAGAGAGGCUUAUAGAGUUGUGGGACAAGAUCUUCUGAAGCUUCUCUAUUUUGUUGAGAUGAAUGCUAUUGGUCUGCGAAAGAUAUUGAAGAAGUUUGAUAAACGCUUUCGCUAUAGAUUCACCGAUUACUAUGUCAAAACUCGUGCUAAUCAUCCUUACUCUCAGCUGCAGCAAGUGUUCAAGCACGUGGGUUUAGGGGCUGUUGUUGGGGCAAUAUCUCGUAAUCUUCAUGAACUCCAGGACCGACAAGGAAGCUACUUAUCAAUUUAUGAUCCGCCUGCCCUUCCUCUCCAGGAUCCUGUGGUUGAUGCAAUAAAAGCAGCUGUGGAUAGGUUAACUCACUCUACAAACUUUCUAAACUUUCUGGCACAACAUGCUCUCAUUAUGCAAGAAGAACUACCUGCUCCUGUUGAGGAACACAUUGAUGAAGAGAGAUACCAUUUUAUGUCACUCCUCCUGAACUUAGCAAACACGUUCCUUUAUAUGGUCAAUACAUAUAUUAUUGUCCCCACAGCAGAUGACUAUUCCAUGAGGCUUGGAGCUGCUGCAACUGUUUGUGGUAUCGUUAUUGGGGCAAUGGCUGUUGCACAGGUGUUUUCUUCGGUGUAUUUUAGUGCGUGGUCUAAUAGAUCAUACUUCAGACCUCUCAUAUUUAGCAGUAUUGUCCUACUUGUGGGAAAUACCAUGUAUGCAAUGGCUUAUGAUCUGAACUCAUUAACAGUUCUUCUACUGGGUCGGCUUUUUUGUGGAUUCGGUUCUGCUAGAGCUGUUAACCGCCGGUAUAUCAGUGAUUGUGUACCAUUAAAAAUCCGAAUGCAGGCAUCAGCUGGCUUUGUUAGUGCCAGUGCUUUGGGUAUGGCCUGUGGUCCUGCUCUUGCUGGCAUACUUCAGACAAAUUUCAAGAUUUACAAGUUUACAUUUAACGAAGCCACUUUGCCUGGAUGGGUUAUGGCUGUUGCUUGGCUUGUAUAUCUGAUGUGGUUGUGGAUCUCAUUUAAAGAACCAUCUCGGGAUAUUGAAGAGAAUAAUUCACCUCAUGUAUCUAGUUCUGAACCAGCAGAAAACGAUGUGCUUGAGAAAGGUCUUAAACAACCAUUGCUCAUUACUUCAGAAGAGAAGGAAGAAGAUGAUGAAGACCCAGAAGGUGAUGGAAGUGAAGAAGCUUCUGAGGAAUCUCGUCAACCAGCUACAUCAAUUAAAUCAGCUUAUAGACUACUUACACCCUCAGUAAAGGUUCAGUUGUUGAUAUAUUUCAUGCUCAAGUAUGCGAUGGAAAUUUUACUCUCAGAAUCUAGUGUCAUCACCACAUACUACUUCCACUGGUCUACUAGCACGGUAGCCAUCUUUCUUGCAUGUCUUGGCUUAACAGUUCUUCCAGUAAACAUUGUUGUUGGGAGCUACAUUAGCAAUAUGUUUGAAGACAGGCAAAUUUUAAUGGCAUCUGAAAUUAUGGUUUGCAUAGGCAUAUUGUUAAGCUUCCACAUAAUAAUACCAUACACCGUGCCCCAGUAUGUCUGCUCAGGUCUCAUCAUGUUUGUUUCUGCUGAAGUACUCGAAGGUGUCAACUUGUCACUGCUUUCUCGAGUAAUGUCAUCUAGGCUCUCCCGUGGAACCUACAAUGGUGGACUGUUGUCAACAGAAGCUGGGACUAUUGCUCGAGUGAUUGCGGAUGCCACAAUAACGCUGGCUGGGUACUUAGGUCAGAGCCAACUUUUGAAUAUCACUCUACUUCCUUCACUACUGAUAUGCGUCGCCUCUAUUGUUGCUACAUGCUUUACCUACAACUCUUUAUAUUGAUCAAUUCAAGGGAAAAUUCAUUAUUCCUUUCACAAAUCCAUCCUUGAUUUUGUUCCCUCUUCUAUUAUUUGUUUUUAUUAUUCUUUUUCUUAUCAAUGCCGUAUACUGUGGGAAACUUGAGCAUUGGUUAUCUUCUAUAAUUGUAUUUUAGUAACAUUAAGUUGUUUUUCUUUUCAAAGUGCAUUUAGAUGAGAAAUUUCAAAAUUUUGAAGCGAAUGUAUUUUAAAAUACAUCAAUUUAAAAGUUUUGAGAGUGGCAUCGCGGUUGGUUCACAUCCCAACCACAAAUGCAAGCUUCAAUAUAUGGACUAAAACCCGUUUGGGAGGGCGAUCAUAUGGUUUAGGACUUGACUGAUUGUGCUCAAACGGGCUUUAGCCGACCGAAAGAAAAAUGACAGCUACCAACCUUAAGCUACAAUAAUUGAUGAUUAAUGUUGAAAUUGGUUUACUUGAUGUUCCAGCUAAACAGAAGUCCAAGUUUGAACUAGCUCUAUGGCCAUUAAGUCCAUGAGGGCUACCCUUUACGGUUGGUUGGGUUUAAUUAAUUAUCAUCUUUCCCCUAUUUCAAUAAUUACUAUAUUGCAACUAAUUGAUAUUGACAAAAACUAGAGCUGGAAAUGAAUUGGGCAUGAUGGAACGUAUAUUUGUUAUUUGUUUGUUUAUUUUUAAAGGUAUUCGAAUUUGAU